AAUUACUCUCACAGCAGAAUAGUCACCAGAUUAAUAGGUUUGCCCCAACAAAGUGAUGUUUCAAAAUGAUGCAGUUUUUAAAAAUCUGAAAAAAGCGUUGCAGUAAUAACCACGAAACACAAAAAUUGUUAAUUUUUUGCAUUUUAAAUUCUGUACUCCGUAGUGUCUUCCUGAACAAAUAUCAAAUGCACUACCGUCAAAUUAUUUCUGACGUCCAACUGUCUGUGUAGAGGAUGGUUGUUUUUUUAAUUACUGUUCAGAUAAAUUUGACAUCUUGCUUGCCGUUGCUUUUUGGUUAUGUUGCACAUGAGUAUGACAGGUGUAAAGACAUGAAAGGUGUGUUUAUUUGCAGCAUCUUUAUCACUCCCCUGUCUCCCUGUCUGUAUUAGUUAUUCUUGCUUUGUGGCUAUAUUCUUUGGAGUCACUCAAUUUUCUCGCUCUGUGGGUAGCUUACGCGGAGGGUCAGCGAUAGGUGCGCCGAGGAAAUCAGCGCGAUCGAUCAGUACGCCAUUGAUUCCUCAGGAAUCGUUGAGAUUAAAUGCAUACAUGUGAACAUUGUAAUAAUACUUAAUCUGCAAUAAUAUGUUGUGAAUGAACUGUCUAAUGAAAAAUGCAGUGUUCAAAUGUGGUUAUCAUAUAAUGCAAAACUGUUAUUUUCAUAUUAAUUAAAUGGAAACACUUAAAUAUGCUGCCUUUCUUUUGCAAACAUGGUCCUAAUAUUAACCAUUGCACACUAUUGCCUAUUAUAGGUGAGGAUGCGCAGGUUAAAUCUGGGGAAAUCGUGUGCGUGUUUGUCAUAUUGUAAAAGUCAAAACUGACUCUAGUGUUUGUAGAUAUGUCUUCGGAGAUGUAUGGGUAAAUAAAAACCACAUAUGCAGUACGAGUUCUCUUUGUAAACUAUAUUUCACUGAAACCAUUUUCCAGAUCUUACAAUAUAUUGCAUUGGCACUCCUUGUAUUCUAUGAAAUAUUUAAAUGUGUUUGUAUUGCAUAGUUAUCUCUCGUCCUCUCACACGUCCGGGCAAUGUAUUCAUAAAUAAAUUAUAUGCUCAGCGUUUCGCAAGGUUCAUUCAUGCAUCAUCGGGUACUAGUUAUUAAGGUUAUUGAUUGAAAAAAUUCUGUAACCGACACUAUUUUGUGCUUCACCAUUUUUUUAAAAGAAAAAUUGCAUAUUUAGACGAUGUUUUACUUCACUGUCAAAACUGUGCCUCACGGAUAGGUCAAUCGUGCGGCCAGUUUCAUGAAAUCUUAACGGCAGAGAAUGGUGCCACGCGCUUUCCAAAGCGCAGAAAUGAUGCAGAGUACAGCUCACGGUUGCCAUCUGUGGUUCCAGAAAAUAAUGCUUUUCCAUAGCCACUAGUCGGAAUGCUUUUUACUCUGUAGUUGACAAGACUUCAGGAUGCACGGUACCACACAGCCGCACUGGUGCUUGCGUUUACAAAAUCUUUGACAAAUCCAGUUAUUGGUUGCUUUGUGACGACGUUUUUACCAUGCACUAAAACACGUUUAUUAAAUUGGCUACGUUGAUUCAGUUUAACGUCUAAGGAUUUUUUUUUUUAUCUUCACAAUUUUUUGUUCUUACAAAGUCGUUUGCAUUGCGCUGGAUAAUGCUACUCUCCUGGUCAUUAUUGGAUUUUACUGGAGUACAAACCGCAUGAGAAACCGUGAAAAUGAAUCUUUCAGAAAUUUAUUUAAAAUUUGGACACCUGUUUUCAAAGAAUUUUUCUUUUUGGAGCCACCAUAGUAACCAGAGUCACAAUUUUCGGGAGGCGAUCCCUUUCACGGAUGACGUUUUGUUUGCAGGACAUGAGCCAGCUACAAUCGCAUUAGUAGUGAUGUACACUUUAUCAUUCACCAUCGGACUGGGGGGCAACAUUAUGGCACUGACAGUACUCACCAGGAGAAGAAAUCGCCUUGCCGCCGUUUCGGCAACCAGACGACUGCUCAUUAAUCUAGCAGUUUGUGACAUGAUGGUGGUGUGCGUAUGUAUGCCUGUCAACAUUGGUCACCAGGUAUAUAACGCCUGGGUUUUCGGGGACUUUUUGUGCCGAGCAGUCCCUUUUGUUCAAGCUGUGUCAGUGUCAGCGAGCGUUCUGAGCCUUGCCGUGAUCAGUCUUAACAGAUACUAUAGCGUUCACAAACCCCUACAUGCCAGGUCUUUUUUCACUGGCAGAAAAAUUCUUUGCAUGAUUUGCGUGGUGUGGACUCUGUCCUCGGGUCUGUGUUUGCCAUUGAUCUUCAUGAACAGGACAAAAACACUGGUGUUGAUGGACGGCAAGCAUGCCAUCACAGUGUGCAUGGAGAGCUGGCCCAAAGUCAAACUACGCCAGGGGUAUAACUUCCUAUUGUUCUGCGCCUUAUACGGAUUCCCUGUUUUAUUCAAUCUUGUGAUUUGUUUUCUGACUGGGAGAAAAUUGUGGUGCACCGGUGACAAAUUCAAAGAGUGCAACAAGUGUAAUCUGGUGCAGUCGGUGUCUCGGCAAAAAGUGCGCAAAAAAAUUGCCAAGAUGGUUGUCGCUCUGGUUGUCCUGUUCACUUUGUCUUGGCUGCCUCUGUACGUAGUUGACAUCUGGAUCGACUUCAACAUGCCAGAUGACGAACUGGACCACGUGAAGCACCAAUGGAUCCUGCAAGGGAGACCCUUUGCACAGUGGCUGGGUUUGACAAACUCGGCUCUUAAUCCACUGUGUUACUGCUUUGUGGGGAACCUGUAUAGGUCUGCGCAAAAAAUUAGAAAAAGCUACCGAGCCAAACUGUCCUCAGUCUUCAGCGUCCCACUACCGCAAUCUUCAACUACCAGUUCUGGCCCAGCGCUUUUAUCUUACAGCCGCCCUUGCUCGGAAAAAUGCGGGGCGGAGAUGCGCGCAUGGCGCACCUGUGCAGGUUUCACUGCCAAUUUGUCAAUAAGCAAAAGCUUGUCAUCUGUGACUGUGUGUGAAACUGUAUUUGACUAACACCAGAGGAGUCAAUUUGGAUACGUGGACCUGACCCAAUUGAAACCUUUGGAUCGAAUUAAAACGUCAUGGUUAGGGACCAAAAAACUUAAAAUGAUACAUUCAUCAUUGGAUUAUGAAGUGUUGUGGUUUACAUCUUAUUGAUUGUAACAACGGAUAGCGCACACCGUCAUAUUGCUAAGUACACUUCUGCAUUGUUGUGGACAGAUAUUCAUUGUUCAGCGUGUUGUUUGACAUGUUUAUAUCUGGAAACUUAAAUACAUAAAUAUAUAAUGUUUAAAAAUGUUCAUGACUCGUGUUGAAUCUGUUGUGAUCUAAUUAAGUAGGUGUUAGCAUACAGUGCACAGCAGGUACAUGAAAAAAACGAAAUGCGUAAAUCUGAAGACGUUUACGAAAUUGUUAUCAGUCGCUUAGAUUAGUGCAGUGCUCUUUUUACUGGCCUGUCAAAAAUCUUUUGAAAACCUGCAACUUAUCCAAAACAGCGCGGCCAGAAUUUUAACUAAAAAAGAGAGCAUAUUACUCCUGUUUUAUCUGCACUGGACUGGAUCCCUGUAUCUUAUAGAAUUGAUUUCAAGGUCCUUUUACAGGUAAAGCUCAGAACGGUGAAGUACCUUCUUAUACUGCCUCUCAUUUUAUGUUCCACCACGUGCUCUUAGAUCCUCCUCCGUGGGCCGUUCCAUGCACGAAAAUUAAUGCACCUAAAUCCCUCAGAGAGGCAGAAUUGUGUGGGAAUUAUUAAGAAGAAACUGAAGACUUUCCCUUAUAACUUGACCUAGAACUAGUAGCACCUAUUUUAUUAUUUUUAUUUAUUCUAGUUAUUCUACUUUAUUCUCAAUUUAUUUCUACUUAUUUCUGUCUUACUGUAUUUAUUGUGUAUUCUUGUAUUCUGUUUUGCUUGGUUUUAUUUAGUUAGUUUUUUAUUCUUGUCCAUAAAUGUGAAACACUUUGCACUGCAUUUUAUGUAUGAAACAUUCAAUAUAAAUAAAUGUUAUUAUUAUUGUUA
Molecule: messenger RNA, 3956 nt
Organism: Anguilla rostrata (American eel)
Lineage: Eukaryota; Metazoa; Chordata; Actinopteri; Anguilliformes; Anguillidae
Product: gastrin/cholecystokinin type B receptor
Exons: 1
Coding region: 1670-2953 (427 amino acids)
Biological process (GO): G protein-coupled receptor signaling pathway; cellular response to hormone stimulus
Cellular component (GO): plasma membrane
Molecular function (GO): G protein-coupled receptor activity; peptide binding
Source: RefSeq, a predicted model, not a curated record